This is a messenger RNA of Hypoxylon fragiforme, 1571 nucleotides long. RefSeq lists its product as uncharacterized. Lineage: Eukaryota; Fungi; Ascomycota; Sordariomycetes; Xylariales; Hypoxylaceae. The transcript has 4 exons. Bases 309 to 1511 code for a protein of 400 amino acids. The record is from RefSeq and is a predicted model, not a curated record.
AGCCCAAAGUAACGGCACACAGGUCUCAACUAUAUGGAUUGUACAAUACAGUACUUCAGCCUCCUUGACCUACAGUAAGAACCCAUGAUAGAUAUCCUUGGCCUUACCGAAGACGCCCUCAAUCCUACAGGUACUUAGAUGUACAAACUCAUAAAAACCGAGAGACUCUCUCAGUUCUCAUAAUAUAUCGUAGUCUUCGUUCAUCCCCCCUGGUCCAGUGCCUUUCUUCUAUGGAAUUCGGUCAUCCACUCCUUGACAUUCAUUUUUUCGACACUCUUUGAGAACCAGUGAACUGUUUCUUCGUUAUUAUGAUAUUCCCAAGGAAAGAUACCGUGCUCGCCCUCUUUCUAUUUUCAGGGGGCGCCUCAACACAAGACUUGCCACGGCACCAUUCCUUAAGCAAAAUCGUGUCCUCGUCGGAGUGUAAUGGAAAUCAUUUCGAUCUUCCAGUCACGCACAUAAAUGCAACCGUAACCACUUCCGUAACCAAAUAUCCAACGUCUAGUAGACAAGGCGUGCCUAAUGAUAGUACUUCAACUAGAAAUACUAUCAUCCCGACUGUAGCAGGCAGCCCGAGUCCCCCAUUUUCUAACGUUACCGAAACGGGAGCAGGCUUGACAACGUUGACUGUCAGCCUGACUUCCGUAGAGACAGUCAUAUCAUGCGCAUCCACUAUCAAUGGAUGUACCGCGGCGACAGAUUAUAACGCGCUCAGUUCUUUACCCAGAGAGGCGCUAUCGACGAUGCUUGUGACAAAAGCCAUCGGUAUCACCACCACUGUCUGUCCGGUCACUGAAGCUUCUGCAGUGUCUUCAUCAAUCGUAGCUUCUUUGAUGCUCUCUGCUCUUCUAGUCAACGAAACUGAUCUCGCUUUCGAUGCCGGGACUACGAAGAGUAGUAGCUCGUUGGAAGCGGGUGGCAUAUCCGUCGAGAAUGUCCCUGUCUCGAACACUAUGAUCACCAGCACUAUAACUCAGCCUUACUCCUCCUCGGCUAUAUCUCCAGUUGAAUCAGUUAUCACCACAACUAUCAGCGCCAGCUCUGGAGCGUCGACUAUCGUUACCACCACCACUGAAACCCUAUCUUCCGCCACAGUAUCAACCAUACCCCCCUCAUCCGUCACCGUGACCUUGGGCAUCGGCACCGGCAGCGAAGCAACCACGUCCGUAGUGAUCAUCCCUCCAUACACCACCACGAUCUUCCGCCCCUGGCCACCCGUCGCCACCAAACCCACCGGCAGCGGCGGCGAAAGCGCGGCGGAAGUUAAAACCGUCACUGUCUGGCCCCUUCAAUCCGUAGUAACCACGACCAUACUCGUAACCGCAACCGAGACAGUCAGUGGUGGGGGCGCGCAAACUACCACAGUCUUCAGCGCCGCGCUGUCUACCGUUACAGUAACCGAGGCGGCCGCAUCCACGAUUACUACGACUGUCGGGGAAGGUGGCACGAUGACUAUCUUCUCUACUCUCCUGCCUGAAGGGAUGUGUGCUUGCUCGACCCCUGCGGUGUAAGGGCCUGCUUCGUGCGCCCUUGCAGGGGGCUUAGGAUGCGAGGAGUCGUUGGAUGACUCC